Molecule: messenger RNA, 2291 nt
Organism: Dioscorea cayenensis subsp. rotundata (Guinea yam)
Lineage: Eukaryota; Viridiplantae; Streptophyta; Magnoliopsida; Dioscoreales; Dioscoreaceae
Product: transcription termination factor MTERF2, chloroplastic
Exons: 6
Coding region: 43-1926 (627 amino acids)
Biological process (GO): regulation of DNA-templated transcription
Molecular function (GO): double-stranded DNA binding
Source: RefSeq, a predicted model, not a curated record
CGUUCGACCAGCAUUGGAUUGAGAGAGCUCCAACUCCGUCCAAUGCUCUGCUUCUCCUCCAACGUUGCCCUCCUCUCAAACCCUAACCCUAAUCCCAAUCCCUUCUUCGCUUGGAGGCGACGGGUUUUCGCCGUCACCUGCGCCGUUGAUCCCAACGCCAUUACGCCAUCUCCAACGCCGGAGCUCGAAAUCCAUCCCCUUUCUCGGCGGCAAAACCAACUCCUCAUCCUUGAUCCAGAUUCCCAAACCAAACCGAGGACCAACUCCCAUGGCUGCCAAGAAACGGAGGAGGACCUUAUCAAGAAGAAGGUGAUCGAGGAGGUGUCGCUUGCGACCCGAAGAAUCCCUAGGUUCCCCGGCGCCAUUGAUCGUCCGGAUACCCAGCGCCUUGGGCCGCCUCCUGACCUUCGGAGAGUUCUGUCUGGCAAUGACCGUACCCUGAAGCAGGCCCUCGAGGUUCGCCGUGGGGUUGCUGCCGAAACCCUAAAGUUCGCCUUGCGAGCUGGAAAGCUUAGUAUCAGGUACUCUGAUAAUCUUGUGUCAAAGCUCCCCGGUUUUGUUGAUCGUGUGGUGAUCGGCGCAGCGGCCAUGAAGGAAAACCCUGAGCUUGCGCACCUCUCGUUCAAUGCUCGCGCAAAGAAGUACAUCCAGGACUCUGGAGUUGUCGCGCUUGUCAAAUGGUUGAAGCAUAAUUCAAUGACAUACCCGCAAAUAGGGAAGCUUUUGUGCAUGAGUUCAGGAGACCUUGAGCCAGUGAGGGAACUUGUGGAGUGGUUGAAAUCAAUCUAUGUAAAGGGGAUGUGUCUUGGUGGUGUGGUUACAAAGGCUGGCCCCAUUUGGGAACGCAAUUUGGAAGAGUUGGAAGAGAUUGUUAAUUUUCUUGAGAAGAAAAGGGUGAGGAAGGAAUGGAUUGGUUAUGUGGUUAGUCGGUGCCCACAAUUGCUUGGUAUGACGAUGGAUGAGUUGAAGAUCCGAGUGAGGUUUUAUUUGGACAUGGGCAUGAGUGAUAAUGACUUUGGCACAAUGGUGUUUGAUUAUCCUAGGGCAUUGGGGUACUAUAGUAUAGAGGAAAUGCAUAGUAAGGUUAAUUAUCUUAAGGAGUUUGGCUUAACAACUGAGGAUGUUGGACGGCUAUUGGCCUUUAAGCCACAGCUAAUGGCCUGCAGCAUUGAGGAAAGGUGGAAGCCACUUGUGAAGUACUUAUAUUACCUUGGUAUUCGUCGAGAUGGCAUGAGGAGAAUGCUAUUAGUGAGGCCUGUGAUUUUCUGUGUCAAUAUAGAGACUAUGAUUGCUCCAAAGGUUCGAUUUUUGCAAGAUAUAGGUAUCAAAGAAGAAGCCAUUGGUGGUGUCCUUGUGAAGUUCCCAGCCUUGCUAACAUAUAGCCUUUACAAGAAAAUUCGCCCUGUGGUUAUUUUCUUGAUGACAAAAGCUGGUGUUACAAAGGAAGAUAUUGGCAAGGUUAUUGCAUUAGACCCACCACUUGUGGGCUGCAGUAUCACAAAAAAGCUGGAUGUUAAUGUGAAGUAUUUCCUAUCAUUGGGAAUUCGUCUUCGUCCCCUAGGUGCAAUGAUCGCUGACUUUCCAAUGCUACUUAGAUACAACUUGGAUAUCCUUCGUCCUAAAUAUAUAUACUUGCGAAGAACUAUGGUUAGGCCUUUGCGUGAUCUUAUUGAGUUUCCAAGGUUUUUUAGUUAUUCCCUAGAGGGAAGGAUAAUUCCGAGGCACAAGAUCCUGGUGUCAAACAGAAUAAACUUUAAGCUGCGGUACAUGCUGGCAAGCACGGAUGAAGACUUCAAUCGAAGAGUGCAUGAAGCUGUUGAACGACGACAAAGAUUUGAAUCUGGCGCAAAAGAUGAUGAUCACUCUUGUUGUGACACACCUGAUGAUGCAGAGACCAACAGUAGUAUCCUGGUCUCACCUCAAUGAGUAAGUGUGUUGGUGCUGAACUUUUGUACACCAGUUCGACACCAACUGAACACACUGGUGAGCCAGGAACUGAAUAACGCUGAAAGCUAAGUCUAUCACGAUAUCAUUAAUUCUUAAAUUCGGGUUAUCAGGCUCUCUGAAAACCAACCAUCGGCUUAUGAUCACUGUGCCAGUAGUCAUCUUCAUCAACGUGCUCCAUUGAUUCUCCAUUCUCUACAUUGUUCGUAAACAAAAUAUUGUGUGUAUAAUCUCAUAUUCUCACAUUUGCAGUCAGAGGAGCUUUGUAUCAUGAUCAAUCUUUGAUGAUUUGUAUAAUCACUUGUUUGCUUCGUAGUUGAGCACUUUGUAUAGUGCAUUGUUUCUUA